Messenger RNA from Fonsecaea nubica, 2067 nucleotides. RefSeq lists its product as hypothetical. The record is from RefSeq and is a predicted model, not a curated record. Gene Ontology annotation, cellular component: mitochondrial intermembrane space. Lineage: Eukaryota; Fungi; Ascomycota; Eurotiomycetes; Chaetothyriales; Herpotrichiellaceae. Gene Ontology annotation, molecular function: metalloendopeptidase activity. The coding region runs from base 1 to 2067 and encodes 688 amino acids. Gene Ontology annotation, biological process: peptide metabolic process; proteolysis. The transcript has 3 exons.
AUGGCCUCCGCAAAGUUUCGCAAGCCUCCGCAGGCGCCUCCCAGUUUCACGGCAACGCCUGAAUCACUCGUGACAGACACGAAGGACAUGUUGGCUAGCUCAAAGAAAAUCACGGACGAGAUUGUUGCUCAAAUCUCGCACAAGGAUGCCACGUUUAAGAAUGUGCUUCUGCCCAUGGCGCAUGACGAAAACCAGCAAACAUUGAAAGCCCACAUUCUGGGUUUUUAUCAGUCCGUCUCGACCGACCAGGCACUACGGGAUGCUUCAACUGAAGCAGAGAAACUCAUGGAUGACUUCAGCAUUGAAGCGGCUAUGCGGGAGGACGUCUUCAAUCUGGUCGACGCCGUACUCCAAAAGGGCGACAAGCUGGAUCCCGAGUCCCAGAGGUUGCUAGAGAAGGAGCAUAAGGCCUUUGUCCGAAAUGGGUUGAAUAUUCCCGCAGGACCCAAGCGGGAUCGGUUCAAGGAGAUCAAGAAGAGACUCAGCCAGCUGGGCAUUGCAUUUUCCAAGAACCUGAAUGAAGAGAAGGGUGGUCUGUGGUUCACCGCUGAAGAGCUCAAUGGUGUCCCGGAAGACGUCUUCGCCACGAGACGCACAGUCUUUAUUGCCAACGAGAACAAAUGCAACCAAAAUGUUCCGUUGUUUCGAGAAGCCAUCCUGCUCAGAGAUGAAGCCGCUCGCCUGCUUGGAUACCCCAACCACGCUGCUUUCAGGAUCGAGGACAAGAUGGCAAAGACCACCAAGACUGUGGACGACUUCCUGGCUGAUUUGCGCAACCGAUUGAGCCAAGGGGGUUUGGACGAGAUUGCAACUUUGAAGAAAAUGAAAGAGGAAGACCUGAAAUCUCGUGGCGAGGACUUUGAUGGCCGCUACUAUCUGUGGGACCACCGCUUUUACGACCGGAUGAUGGAGGAGAAGGACUAUCAGCUGGACCAACAGUUGAUCUCGGAGUGGUUCCCACUGCAAACCACGAUCAAAAGCAUGCUUGAGAUCUUUGAACAAAUCUUCGGCCUGGUCUUUGUGGAGAUUGUAGGCAAUGAUCGAGACACUGUCUCUCCAUCCGGCAAGGGCGAGGACAUUGUGUGGCACGAGGAGGUGCAGGUCUUUAGCGUGUGGGACGACGAAGGUGAAGGUGGAGGGUUUGUGGGAUACCUCUACCUGGACCUGUUCCCUCGCACUGGCAAAUAUGGACAUGCUGCCAACUUCAAUCUCCAACCAGGCUUCAUCCAAGAAAACGGAACGAGGAGAUACCCAGCCACAGCUCUCGUGUGCAACUUCUCCAAACCCACGGCAAAGAAACCGAGUCUGCUAAAACACGAUGAAGUCACCACCCUCUUCCACGAACUCGGUCACGGCAUUCAUGAUCUUGUAUCACGUACAACCUACUCGCGAUUCCAUGGUACCAACACCGUUAGAGAUUUUGUCGAGGCACCAAGCCAGAUGUUGGAGAAUUGGUGCUGGACGCCAUCCCAGCUCAAGUCCUUGAGUAGACACUAUUCGACGCUGUCGUCCGAAUAUUAUGAGGCAUGGAAAGAGGCAGCAGGUGGCGCGGCCACCCAAAAGCCCGAGGAGCGCAUCCCAGAUGAUCUGAUACAGAAACUGAUCAAAACGAAGAACCUCAAUGGCGCCUUGUUCAAUCUCCGCCAACUCCACUUUGGCAUCUUCGACAUGACGAUACACGAACCUAAAGACCAUGCCAGCCUCGAAGCGAUGAACAUAUCCGAGACGUACAAUGCCUUGAGAAAGGACAUUAGCAAGAUUGAUGGGCCGGAAGUGUUUGGCGAAGGUAACGCUUGGGGUAAUGGGCAAGCCACCUUUGGCCAUCUGAUGGGUGGUUAUGAUGCCGGAUAUUACGGCUACCUCUCCUCCCAGGUCUACUCGACGGACAUGUUCUAUACGGUCUUCAAGAAGAAUCCCAUGGACCCCAAAGAGGGUCGCCGCUACCGCCACACCGUCCUCGAAAAGGGCGGCAGUCAAGACGAAAUGAAGACACUGAUCGAAUUCCUUGGCCGGGAGCCCAAGACCGACGCCUUUUACGAGGAGCUGGGGCUCACCAGAUCAACGUAG